CGAAGCCCCUGAGGAGGGGGCUGCCAGCACGGGUGUGGCUGGGCUGGGCACCCAGCGCCUGCCCACCAGGGCAAUGGAGAGCUCCUCACUGCCUGGCUGAAGCUGCAUCGCCCCAAGGACUUUGCGUGCCACCAUGCCAGCCCAGCAGAAGAAAGUCGUCUUUUGCCUAGCUGGGGUGUUCAGCUUCGCUUGUGCCCUGGGGACCGCAGCAGCCAUCGGCACUCAACUGUGGAUUAGAGGAACGAUCCUCUGCCAGACCGGAGCCCUGCUCGUCAACGCCACCGGGCAGGAGCUGGAGAAGUUUAUCGGGGAAAUCCAGUACGGGCUUUUCUAUGGCGAGCGAGUGAGACAGUGCGGGCUCGGGGGGAGACCUUUUCAGUUUUCAUUUUUUCCAGAUCUGCUCAGAAUUAUCCCUGCAAGUAUCCAUGUGAGUGUCAUUCUCUUCUGCAUGGUGCUGAUCGUCUUUGCCCUGGUGGGAACAGGCUUCUUCAUGUACAAUGCUUUCGGCAGCCCCUACGAAACCCUGCAUGGCCCUGUAGGGUUGUACCUCUGGACCUUCAUUGCAUGUUCCUGCAGUUGUCUCAUCCUGAUUCUCUUCUCCUCAGAGGUGAAGAUCCACCACCUUUCAGAAAAAAUUGCUAAUUUUAAAGAGGGAAGUUUUACAUUUAAGACUCACAGCGAACAGUUUGCAGAUUCCUUCUGGAUCAUCCUAGGCUGCUCCUUGGUGCACUUCAUGAACGCCCUCUUGAUCCGCUUUGCUGGAUUUGAAUUUCCUUUUUCAAAAUCAAAGGAUUCAGGGACAACCACUGGAGCAGUCGACCUGAUGUAUUAGAUUUACAUAGUUUAUGAACAUUUAAAGCAAAGAGGUUUAUCACUGCUAUCUUCAACAACCACCAAGCAUACUAACUUUUAAAUGAUUAGCUAGGCAGGUCAAAAGAGCUUCACCUCAGCAAACACCACCUCCAUGGGGAUGAGGCUCCCCUUGCAUGGCACAGAACUGCUCUUCCAAGCUAACAGCAGAGAAGGUGCCCUAGGGGAGCAGAGGCUGCACCAGCUGCCCAUUUAUCUGCGGAAGUUGCUGCCCCCUUCGGGUGCAGCUGCAAGCAAUGAGCAAUCCCACUCAUCACCCCUGGAGUCACCUUGCAUCUC
Cygnus olor (mute swan) is the source of this 1149-nucleotide messenger RNA. RefSeq names its product clarin 1 (gene CLRN1). Gene Ontology annotation, biological process: sensory perception of sound; equilibrioception. The coding region runs from base 134 to 832 and encodes 232 amino acids. The record is from RefSeq and is a predicted model, not a curated record. NCBI's taxonomy places the organism in Eukaryota, Metazoa, Chordata, Aves, Anseriformes, Anatidae. The transcript has 4 exons.